CAUACGUACAGUAAACCCACGUAAACAUCGUCAAAUAUUGAACAUCAAAUUUCCAACAAAAAUUUAAGUCAUGACUGAUAUUCUUGGUUUUGGAUAUGCGGCUCUCAUCGCCAUCGGUGGAGCAAUGGGAUACCUAAAAGCAGGUAGCACCAUGUCCCUAGCGUCUGGCCUUCUGUUUGGCGCUAUGGCAGGCUACGGUGCAUCCCUCACAUCUAAAAAUCCUAACGACUUCUUUGUCAUCUUUGGAACAUCUGUGGUGUUAACAGGUGUCAUGGGUUACAGAUUUUCUAACAGUGGCAAAUUCAUGCCUGCUGGACUAGUGGCAGCAUUGAGUCUGUUGAUGAUGCUCCGCUACGGUCUAAGAAUGAUCAAGUAAGAGAGACAUCAGGUUCUAAAAAGCAAUACUUUGAGAAAUGGAGGAUAUUUUUUCACUUGCUGUUUUUUUUGCUACUGGAAUAUGAUAGUGUGUACUAUGUAGUAACAAUGACCUGAUGAUAUAUUGUAGGUCAUUGAUGGGUUUAUGUAGUUUAUAUCUUGAAUGUGGUAAGUAUAAAGGCUGGGAACAGUUUAACAAUCAAUGUUAUACAUGUACAUGUAAGCAAAAUUCCCUUCCUAUAUUUUGAGACAUUUCUUUAUUCAAACUUUUUUUUAAUAUACAGUAUAAUAUUAAAAAAUCUUUUUGUCGCAAUGAUCACAUGCAUUGAUUAAUUAAUGCUUUAAUUGAGGAAAAAGAAAUACUCUAUGAAGUUGUCUAAAGCAAGGUUACUUGAUCAGUCUUGUUAGAAAUUAUAGACAUGUAUUUGUCUUUGCUUUGUUUUAAUAACAUAUUUCAUGAAUCUGUAGGUAAACUGUUUCCCAUAUUUGUAAAUGUUCAAUUAAAAAAAAAAAAAAAAUCAUCGGUUGGUAGUAUAUUACCUAGAUUACAUUAGAUGUUAUAAUGUGAUACAUAUUUACAUGUAAAAUCUACUAAUUGUCGUUUUUUAUACAGCUCAUUUGUAUCAUGUUUCAUGAAAAAAUGUCAGUAGGUCCUACUGAAAUUCCAUUUUCCUUUCAUGCUAAAUGUUAUUUUUCAACUUUUUGUGAAACAAUAAAGAAAAGUAACAUUUUCCUACUUGCCAUGUAAAAACAUUGGAAUAAGUGCUCUUCCAAUAGAGCAAGUUUUUCAUUUCAUUAUGAUACAGUGUAUGUAAGAAAUAUCAGGUUUGGGUUUUUUUUUGUUGGAAACUUGAAGAAAAACAACAAUUAUUUUAGGAGAAAUAUGAAAUGACAAAGAAUUUUGAAAAUGGUAAAAUCUUUGUUGGUUUUGAAAGUUACCUGCUUUCAUGAUUAGGAGUUUGCAUAUAUAUAUAUAUAGAAUCUGAUUCUACAUUAUCUAAUUCCUGUGGACAGAAAAUUAUUUAGAUUAUGUAAUUUGCAAACUUUGCUAUGAAUUGCUGUAAUUGUGAUAUUAAAAGUUAUGUGUAAAACGUAAAGUGACUUCAGUCAAAACAAAAUCUACUCCAUAAUUUUAACGGGCAACAAUAUUGUUUGAGUAAAGCCCAGAUCAUUCCCUGAAAAAUAUGACGAAGAACUUAUUUUUGUAAAAUGUGUUCAACUUUUAUAAACUUGUCAUCAAUUAAAUACAUGUAUCAUCAAACAAAGCAGUUAUUAUUCAAUUA
This is a messenger RNA of Strongylocentrotus purpuratus (purple sea urchin), 1658 nucleotides long. Its product is annotated as transmembrane protein 14C-like. Gene Ontology annotation, biological process: regulation of heme biosynthetic process. Gene Ontology annotation, cellular component: mitochondrial membrane. The record is from RefSeq and is a predicted model, not a curated record. The transcript is spliced from 4 exons. Bases 71 to 376 code for a protein of 101 amino acids. NCBI's taxonomy places the organism in Eukaryota, Metazoa, Echinodermata, Echinoidea, Camarodonta, Strongylocentrotidae.